AUGUCAACUUAUGCGCUCGUCGGUAUUGCAGAAAUAUGUUUUAUGACAGCACCUGUGGAUCAAUGCAAGGAAUGCUGCCCAAGAAAUGAAACUCUUGAUAUACAAUAUAAAUUAUUUACAAGGUCAAAUCCUACGAUAUUUCAAGUUAUACCGUCGAACGACGUCGCCGGACUUCGUGCCUCGGGUUUUAACUUGAAUAAUCCCACUGUCAUAUACCUGAUGGGGUUUUCUGAGUCCUCAAGUGGUAUUAGUACCUCUACUGUGAGAAACGCAUUCCUGACUGCAGAUGAUUACAAUUUUAUCGCAGUGGAUUGGUCGAGGCUCAUCGCCUUUCCAUGGUACAUAACAGCAGUUCGAAAUACACGUUACAUGGGUAGACAAUUAGCUAACUUUAUACAGUUCCUAAAUGAAAAUGGGUUUCCAGCGUCAAGUGUUCACAUAGUAGGUUUCUCUCUGGGCGCGGAGGCAGCCGGCUUCGCAGGGAAGCAGUUGCGGUCACGAGGAUUGCUGGUCGGCAGGAUUACAGGUUUAGAUCCAGCAUAUCCGGGGUACAGUUUCACCAACAACGAUGGCCAUCUUGCUAAAGGUGACGCAGCAUUUGUUGAUGUGCUGCAUACGAAUCCUGUCCUUGGGUUCCCAACGCCGAUUGGCGAUGUGGAUUUCUAUGCGAAUGCUGGUUCUUUCAUACAACCGGGAUGUUGGAUAGAUGAGUUAUUUAAAAACUCGGAGUUUGCCUAUAUAUAUGGUUGUAGCCACGUUCGUGCUUGGCGACUCUAUGCAGAAUCUUUGAGCAACCCUUACGGGUUUCCUGCGACACGGUGCAGAGACUGGACCUCAGCGUCCAGACGGUGCAGGUUUGAGACGGAUGGAUAUAUGGGAAUUGCCGCUUCAGCAACGUUGACCGGCAAAAUGUAUUUUCAUACAAACAGCAAACCUCCAUUUGCCAAAAACGGUCCAUAA
This is a messenger RNA of Arctia plantaginis, 960 nucleotides long. Lineage: Eukaryota; Metazoa; Arthropoda; Insecta; Lepidoptera; Erebidae. The record is from the annotation of a GenBank genome assembly.